This is a messenger RNA of Elaeis guineensis (African oil palm), 2477 nucleotides long. RefSeq names its product poly(A)-specific ribonuclease PARN. The record is from RefSeq and is a predicted model, not a curated record. NCBI's taxonomy places the organism in Eukaryota, Viridiplantae, Streptophyta, Magnoliopsida, Arecales, Arecaceae. Gene Ontology annotation, molecular function: 3'-5'-RNA exonuclease activity; RNA binding.
CCGCUUGUCCCCGGUUCGCUUCUCCUCCCUACCAUCUCUCCCGCGUUUUGAAGAGCAAUGCAGCGGAAAUGAGGAGCCGAUGGCUGGUCUCGGCUUUCUCCAGAACCCUAACCCUAGCUUUCUCCCGCCACGUCCACCGCCGCCGCUUCUCCUCCGCCACCGGCGUGGCCGUGAAGAAGGUGACGAACUCCAAUUUCGAGCCGGCGCUGGAGGAGCUCCGUGUCCGGGUCCGGGAGGCGGACUUUGUCGCCAUCGAUCUCGAGAUGACCGGCAUCAUGAGCGCCCCGUGGAGGGAUGCGUUUGAGUUCGACCGCUCCGACGUCCGAUACCUCAAGGUGAAGGAUUCGGUGGAGAAGUUCGCCGUGGUACAGGUCGGGGUCUGCCCCUUUCGGUGGGACGGGGCCAAGGGUUCCUUCAUCGCCCACCCGCACAAUUUCUAUGUAUUUCCUCGGAAGGAACUUCCAGUUGAUGGACCAUCAUAUGAAUUUCUCUGCCAGACAACUUCAAUGGACUUUCUGGCCAGAUAUCAAUUUGAUUUCAAUGCGUGUAUACAUGAAGGAAUAUCUUAUUUAUCCAGAGCACAAGAGGCAGAAGCUCUGCAAACUUUAUCUUCAGCAUACAAGGAUGAAUUCAAUGAUUCCUUACAUAACCUGGAAGAGCAUGUAGAAAUACCAUUAUUGAGUACUGCUGAUCUUCUUUUCACUGAACGGAUGAAGAACAGAUUCCACCAAUGGUGUGAUGAAUUAAUAAAGAGUCCAGCCAAGAACUCUCCUUUGGAGGAAAAUUCUGAUAGUAAUAAAAUGCAAUUUCGGACAGUUUUCUUUAAGAUGCGCCCAGCAGUUUUGCUGGAUGGCUUCAGCUCCCACCAACUGAAGUUGAUUCAGCUGGUUUUAAGAAAGCACUUCAAAGACCUUGUAUACGUCCGUUCUGUUGAUGAAAAUGCCACUUGGAGAAAGAUAGUAGUAUACACAGACUCCGAGGAGGACAAGGCAUCUCUCAGAAAGGAGGUCCAGGAAGAUCUACUCAAGACUACAGGAGCAAGGGUUAGGUCAGCUGUGGGAUUUCGCCAUGUUAUAGAUCUUCUCACAUCAGAAGAAAAACUGAUUGUUGGUCACAAUUGUUUUUUAGAUAUUGCACAUAUUUAUUGCAAAUUUUUUGGUCCUCUCCCUUCAUCAAUGGUCGAAUUUGCAUUAGCUGUGCACAAAAACUUGCCACGCAUAAUCGACACCAAGCAUCUCCUGAACUCCAGCCAUAUAAUUCAGUAUCUGAUGAAAAGGAGUAGCAAAUCACUCUCUUCAGCUUUUUCAGUGUUGUGCCCUAGAGUUUCCUCUCCAUCCCAGCAUGUUGCUUCUAAUUCUUAUGUGAAAGUUGAGGUUCAAGCAGAUGAAACUGGGUCAUGUUGCUUUAACUCAGGUGCCAAGCAUGAAGCAGGGUAUGAUGCUUUUAUGACUGGAUGUGUGUUUGCUCAGGCGUGCAGUCACUUGGGCAUGAAAUUUGAACUCCACUCACAAUCAAUUGAUUUUUCCAAAAAUGAUAAGAUCCAGAACUAUAUGAAUCUUCUAUACCCCAGCUGGAACAGUGGAACAGUCAUUGAUCUGAGUACAGGAAUGGAGAAUCCUGAUUCAAGUUACAAGCGUAGAUAUCCUCAGAUAGUGUUUUCAAACAUUGUGCUUGUCUGGGGAUUUCCAUCUAAUAUCAAGCCUAAGGAUUUGAAGGAGUGUGUAUGUAAAGUUUUUGGUCGAGAUUCCAUCACAUCAAUUUUUUUCCUAGAUUCAACUGCUGCACUUAUUCAGUUCAGCAAGGAGGAGUUAGUGAAUGAUUUUUUGAUUUUGAAGUAUAAGUUAGAGAGCAAUGAUGACCCAAUAUCGGUGUUGCACCCUCUUGCAAAGCUAUUGGAAGGUGGCAACACGUGUGCUGCCAAUUAUGAGACAUAUAGGGAUAUAUGCAGCUCUUCUGUAUCAAAGGUUUUGUUUGUGGAUCAAGCUGAAGCAGUUGGCAUCAGAUGGAAGACCAAAGUGGAAAAUGGGAGUGGGGAAACCCAGAAAUUUGCUAGUAAUACUGAAAAUGCACCAGGAGAUGGUUUGCCUGUUGUGAAACAGGUUACUGGAAAGAAAAAUGAUCCCAAAAGGCAAUCUCAUCACCAAGUUUCAUGUCAAGAUAUUUUAGAUUCUUUACAUGCUUCCAAUUCAUUAUUUGUAAAGCAGGUCAGAAGUACAUGAUGAUGUCUCGUAGACAGGCUGCAGGGCAUUUUGUAUCCCAUUUACCCGAGAUUGUCUAUUGUAUUACUAUCAGGCAACUUGAGGGUGAUUUGUUUGUAGAAUGGGAAUGUCUCACUCGUUAUUGAUUGCCUUCUCUCUAAGAUGGUGCUGGUUUUUUGAUGCAUUCACCAAAGAUCUAUAUCACCUAUGGUAUUGUAUUUCGAAGUUAGUGGAAUUUCAGAUAUGUAAGUUUUAUCUUUUGGAGCUUUGUUUUUCACA